This is a messenger RNA of Chrysoperla carnea, 2931 nucleotides long. RefSeq names its product oxysterol-binding protein-related protein 8 (gene Orp8). The transcript has 10 exons. The record is from RefSeq and is a predicted model, not a curated record. Gene Ontology annotation, cellular component: membrane; intracellular membrane-bounded organelle; cytosol. Lineage: Eukaryota; Metazoa; Arthropoda; Insecta; Neuroptera; Chrysopidae. Gene Ontology annotation, molecular function: cholesterol binding. Bases 78 to 2864 code for a protein of 928 amino acids.
UAUAUAAAAUAAGAAAUAUAGAAAAAGAAAAACGCUUAAAACACAGUUACAAACAGUAUGUGUUUGAAUUGAAUAGAAUGAAUAAGUCAGAUCAGACCGUGGAAGCAAAGCGUGCCACAAGUUCUGGGGGCGAUCCGAAUCCAAAUAACGUACAACAAGAUGUAUUAAAACAAUCAUCGAGCCAAUCAUUGCACCCAAUAAUCAAUAGUAGUGCUACAACAUCCAUAUCCGGUCCACUGUCAAGUCAAAGUACACGUUCAUCUACCACCACCACUGGCCCUGAUUCCUCAUUCUCUUCUGGUAGUAGGAGCACUCAGCAAAUACUCAUGCCCCGUUUACCUUCUAGUGACUCCUUAAAUUAUUCAACAGGUCCUGGAUCACCAGGCAUUUCGAACGACAGCCCAAGAUGUGAAUCUACCACAAAUUUUGACAAGAGUGCCAUUAAAUUAUCCCGUAAGGAAUCGUAUAAAGCACAACGGAAACACUAUCGUAAGGAGAAGAAACGUGUCGCAAAUGAAGUGGCAACAUCCUUAAAGGAUUCAUCCGUGGUGGUAUUAGCUGAUUGGUUAAAAGUACGCGGUACUUUGAAAACUUGGACAAAACUCUGGUGUAUAUUAAAACCCGGACUUUUACUUUUAUAUAAAAGUCCUAAAGUUAAGAGUAAUCAUUGGGUGGGAACUGUACUUUUAAAUGCUUGUCAAGUAAUUGAACGACCGUCGAAGAAAGAUGGUUUUUGUUUCAAACUAUUUCAUCCAUUGGAUCAAUCAAUUUGGGCACCACGAGGACCUGAAAAGGAAACAAUUGGAGCUGUUGUCCAACCACUGCCAACUUCUUAUUUAAUAUUUCGGGCACCGUCUCAAGCAGCCGGUAAAUGUUGGUUAGACGCUCUGGAGUUAGCUUUACGAACAUCAUCCGUUUUGGUACGUUCAAUGAGUAACAAAUCGGGUUGCGAGAGCACAAAUCAUGAAACUCAAUGGUCAGAAGCUGAUUAUGAAAAACAUUUUACGGAUCACGAUUUAAACGACGGCAAUCAAACGGAUAACGGCAACAUGAUUGAAACAUUAAGUGCUGUUGAAGUGACCGAUUCAGAAAGUGAGAAUUCAGUAAAGGACGAAGAAUUAGUUGGUGAAGAUGAGAAAGUUGACGAAAUACCAUUAGAAACACCGUACGUGGUAGGCCAUGAAGAUGAAAUUGGAACUGGGGAACAAACCGAAGAAUUAGCGGAGGAACAUAAGUCAUUAAUAUGGUUUUUAGUGAAGCAAGUUCGACCUGGAAUGGAUUUAAGUAAAGUUGUCUUACCGACAUUUAUUUUGGAGCCACGUUCAUUUUUGGAUAAAUUAUCCGAUGCCUACUAUCAUGCGGAUAUUUUAUCAACAGCUGUUCUCGAAAAUGAUCCAUAUAACCGAAUGAAAUUAAUUACAAAAUGGUAUCUAUCCGGAUUUUAUAAGAAACCAAAAGGUCUGAAAAAACCGUACAAUCCAAUAUUAGGGGAAACGUUUCGAUGUUAUUGGCAACAUCCCAAAGGAUCACGUACAUUUUAUAUUGCGGAACAAGUGUCACAUCAUCCGCCUGUAUCCGCGUUUUAUGUUACCAAUCGACAAGAAGGUUUUAGUAUUAGUUGUUCCAUUUUGGCUAAAUCGAAAUUUUAUGGGAAUUCAACGUCAGCGAUUUUGGAUGGUAUCGCUACGUUAUCGUUACUGCCACGUGGUGAAGAUUAUACGAUGACUGUUCCAUAUGCACAUUGUAAGGGGAUUUUAAUGGGUACCUUAUCCAUGGAAUUGGGAGGAAAAGUUUCUAUUGAAUGCGAGAAAACUGGAUAUCGUACCGAAUUGGAAUUUAGACUAAAGCCAUUUUUGGGCGGAUCAUCUGAUAUGAAUUAUAUUCAUGGACGAAUUAAACUUGGAAAAGAAACUUUAGCAACUAUUGACGGCUAUUGGGAUGGACAAAUACGAAUUAAGGAGCGUAAAGCUGAUGGUGAACAAGUAUUUUUUGAAUCAACUACCGAAGUACGUCAUACUCGAUUACCCAGAUAUGUUGUGCCACUGGAACAUCAAACUGAAUACGAAUCAGAACGAUUAUGGCAACAUGUAUCAGCGGCCAUACAGCGUGACGAUCAAGUUGCUGCCACCGAAGAGAAAACAAUUCUCGAAGAGGCACAACGUAGUGCGGCCCGUGAACGUUUAGCCAAAGGCGAGGAAUGGAUACCGAAACAUUUUCAAUUGGACCCAAUCACACAUAACUGGAUUUAUAAAGCGGCCGAUUCACGACCAUGGGAUGUGAACAACGAUGUGUACCAGUUUGAGUAUCAGUACGAUAUACUCACCAAGACCAGACAUCCAACGCCUGUCAUUCGUACAUCCAGUAUUGUUAGUGUUGAUCCACAGGGCUCGUAUAAUCGUCCAGCUGUGGCCGUAAUUAAAGCACCUCCACGUAGACAAAAAUUAACGAAACAAUCGAAAAGUUUAUCAUCCGAGGUUCGUGAAAGUAGUGAAUCAGACGGUGAAGGAGAAUUCCAUUCGGAUUCGAGUAGCGAUCGUAAACUUCGUAAUGCAAACGACUCAAGGACAUUAUUGGAACACAUAAAUCGUUUAGAAGAUCUCGUGAACAACCAGGGAAUAGUUAUAACAAGUAUUGUGAAUACGUUAGACAAAAUGGAACGCAACCAACAGCAACUAGCUAAACGUACUGUAACAGCUUUAAAAUCACAACAUGGCAGUCACGGUGGAAGUGGCUACGGUAUAAUGGGUCCGUUCAACAUCGACACGAUUUGUAUAAUAUUAUUAACAGUUGUAUUGCAAUGUUUGUUCCAAUGGCUAUUUACUCGCCGCACAAUUUUAAUCGAAAAUCAACCAAAUGGCGUUUAAAACUUAUCCACAAAUCCAAAAAAAAAAUGUUAUCCAAAAAUUUAAAUAUUAUGUUUUUUCUUAAUAC